GGUUUGAACUGGCCAAUGGGCGAGCUGCCGACCGGGUGUCGGAAAAGGAGGCGGAAGCGGGGAGGAGCCGCCGCGGGAGCCGGACUGCAUCCACCGCGGCGUCUCCAUGGCACGACCCUGGCUUCCGACUUCAACGACUUCAUAAGGCGAAGGUUCUGGGCGCAGCCGUGCCGCUCUUGGUUUCCAUCGUGUGGGAAGAACGGAGUAACGAGUCUCACACAGAAAAAGGUCUUGAGAACACCUUGUGGCGCACCCAGUGUAACUGUGACGAAAUCUCAUAAGCGCGGAAUGAAAGGGGACACUGUGAAUGUACGGCGGAGUGUCCGGGUGAAAACCAAGGUACCUUGGAUGCCCCCUGGAAAAUCAUCUGCCCGGCAUGUGGGAUGCAAGUGGGAGAAUCCACCUCACUGUCUGGAGAUCACACCACCAUCUUCAGAAAAACUGGUCUCGGUAAUGCGAUUAAGUGACCUCUCUACAGAAGACGACGAUUCAGGUCACUGUAAAAUGAACCGUUACGAUAAGAAGAUUGACAGUCUAAUGAACGCGGUCGGUUGUCUCAAAUCUGAGGUCAAGAUGCAGAAAGGCGAACGUCAAAUGGCCAAAAGGUUCCUGGAGGAGCGGAAGGAGGAGCUGGAGGAGGUGGCUCAUGAGCUGGCAGAGACAGAGCAUGAGAACACGGUGCUCAGACACAACAUCGAGCGCAUCAAGGAGGAGAAGGACUUUACCAUGCUUCAGAAGAAACAUCUUCAGCAGGAGAAGGAGUGCCUCAUGUCCAAAUUGGUGGAGGCUGAAAUGGAUGGAGCAGCUGCCGCCAAGCAAGUCAUGGCCUUGAAGGAUACCAUCGGGAAGCUGAAAACCGAGAAACAGAUGACUUGCACUGACAUCAACACCUUAACGAGGCAGAAGGAACUUCUCCUGCAGAAACUGAGCACCUUUGAAGAAACCAACCGCACCCUCCGAGAUCUGCUGAGGGAACAGCACUCCAAAGAGGAUUCUGAGAGACUAAUGGAGCAACAAGGUGCAUUGCUGAAACGUCUGGCAGAGGCGGACUCAGAAAAAGCGCGCCUGCUGUUACUGCUGCAAGACAAGGACAAGGAGGUAGAAGAGCUUCUCCAGGAGAUACAAUGUGAAAAGGCUCAAGCAAAGACAGCAUCUGAGCUCUCCAAGUCCAUGGAGUCCAUGCGUGGGCAUCUACAGGCGCAGCUCCGGUGCAAAGAGGCCGAGAACAGUCGUCUGUGCAUGCAGAUCAAGAACUUGGAGCGCAGUGGGAACCAGCACAAGGCGGAAGUGGAAGCCAUCAUGGAGCAGCUGAAGGAACUGAAGCAAAAGGGAGACCGAGACAAAGAGACCCUGAAGAAGGCCAUCCGAGCCCAGAAGGAGCGAGCUGAGAAGAGUGAGGAAUAUGCCGAGCAGUUACAUGUGCAGCUUGCCGACAAGGACCUUUAUGUUGCUGAAGCUUUAUCUACUCUGGAGUCAUGGAGGAGCCGCUACAACCAGGUUGUGAAAGACAAAGGAGACCUUGAGUUGGAAAUUAUCGUCUUGAACGAUCGGGUGACAGACCUUGUAAACCAACAACAAAGCUUGGAGGAGAAGAUGCGGGAAGACCGGGACAGCCUGGUGGAGAGACUGCAUCGUCAGACCGCCGAGUAUUCUGCAUUCAAGCUGGAGAACGAGAGGCUCAAGGCAAGCUUUGCUCCUAUGGAGGACAAGCUCAACCAGGCUCACCUGGAGGUCCAGCAGCUGAAGGCGUCGGUGAAGAACUACGAAGGGAUGAUCGACAACUAUAAGAGCCAGGUGAUGAAAACCAGAUUGGAGGCUGAUGAAGUGGCUGCCCAGCUAGAGCGCUGUGAUAAAGAGAACAAGAUCCUUAAAGAUGAGAUGAACAAAGAAAUUGAGGCGGCCCGCCGGCAGUUCCAGUCGCAGUUGGCUGACCUGCAACAACUGCCUGACAUCCUCAAGAUCACAGAGGCCAAGUUGGCCGAGUGCCAAGACCAGCUGCAGGGCUACGAGAGGAAGAAUAUCGACCUCACAGCCAUCAUUUCAGACCUGCGCAGCCGGAUCGAACACCAGGGGGACAAGCUGGAGAUGGCGAGAGAGAAACAGCAGGCUUCCCAGAAGGAAAAUAAACAACUGAGUCUGAAGGUGGAUGAACUGGAGAGGAAAUUGGAGGCCACCAGCGCCCAGAAUGUCGAGUUCCUACAGGUGAUUGCCAAGAGGGAAGAGGCAAUCCACCAGGCUCAGUUGCGGCUGGAGGAGAAAACGCGGGAGUGCGGGUCCUUGGCAAGGCAGCUGGAGAGUGCCAUUGAAGAUGCCAGGCGGCAGGUGGAGCAAACCAAGGAGCAGGCACUCUCCAAGGAGCGAACAGCCCAGAGCAAAAUCCUGGACCUUGAGACCCAGCUGAGCAGGACCAAGACAGAACUUGGUCAGCUGCGGAGGACUCGUGAUGAUGCUGAUCGUCGGUACCAGAGCCGGCUACAGGAUCUGAAAGACCGCUUGGAGCAGUCUGAGAGCACCAACCGCAGCAUGCAGAAUUAUGUCCAAUUCCUCAAGUCCUCCUAUGCCAAUGUAUUUGGGGAUGGCCCUUAUACAUCCUCUUACCUGACAAGCUCACCCAUCCGCUCCCGGUCUCCCCCUGCCUGAGGUCACCUGUCCAGGGUCUAAAGCCCUUGCCUGAUGCCAGGAACUGAGGAGUUGGCAUCCUGUAGCUGUCAAGCCCACUGGCUUUCUCUUCUAGUAAUCAAAUGUGCUCAGGGACUGGUCCUCCACUCCUGAUCCCAGGAAGCCCCCAGAGCAGCUGGAGAUGAAUCAGGAGGAAUUUGAAGUGGCCUUCACAGGUCUUAUAUUUGCUACAUUAGGUACCAGAUUUUUAGAUCCUUGUGAUUUUGCAGAGUCUGCUUCCUUUCCUCGAGGGAUGCAGGAUGGACUUUACCUGCAGUCUUCCAGCCCUCACCUUUCCAUGCAUCCGUGUUGUGGGUUUCUCUGAGCUGAAGUAGUAGGAGUCAUCCUUGGACUGUGAGACAUUUAUUUUAUUUUUACUAAAAGUAAAACUUUAUUUGUAUCAAGAAAUAGUGAAAGCAGAUAAAUUAGUAACUGAGUCUCUGGAGCAUAAAAGUAAAAUGGAGGCAGAAGGGUGUAACAUUUUCUCCUGGACUGAUUAAUGGUCACAGCUCCCUUUGCUCCUUUGGAAUCUGUAGCUACAAAUGUCAUGAAAUAGAGUAGUCACAGCUAGAGCAGUGAACUAUGAAUUGUUUCAGCACAAAGCUCACAGUGGCAAGCUUGCUCAUAUCAAUGUAUUUAGUAUUCAUGGUGCUGUUGACACUUCAAUUUGAAAAAACAACUUUAAUUCACCACCUAUUAAUGGCAAGGAAAAUAAGCGGUGCUUCAGGGAUUUUUGUGUCAUUCUUGAGCAGAGGCCAUGCUGGUCUUCUCUGCAUUGUUCUAAUUUUACUAUAUGUCUGCUGAAGUGAGCACUGCUUUUCCUUCUUGAUGGAGAGGGCAUAAAUUGCUGUUUUCUGUAGUGCCCAUGGAAACCUCCCAUGUCUGCAUUUCCUAGAGCCAACUUGUCCCCGACCACUUCACAGAAGCUAACGUCCAUCUGGCUUCAAAGUAUAAUUCCUGUCUCAUUGCUUUUCUUUUCUCUUUGUAUCUCUUGAAUUCACUUAUUUUUGAAAUUUUUGUGUGAUUUUACUGGAAAUAAAGUUUUACAAUCGGUUAUUUAAAA
Mesocricetus auratus (golden hamster) is the source of this 3721-nucleotide messenger RNA. RefSeq names its product outer dense fiber of sperm tails 2 (gene Odf2). NCBI's taxonomy places the organism in Eukaryota, Metazoa, Chordata, Mammalia, Rodentia, Cricetidae. The coding region runs from base 16 to 2640 and encodes 874 amino acids. The record is from RefSeq and is a predicted model, not a curated record. Gene Ontology annotation, biological process: regulation of cilium assembly. The transcript is spliced from 20 exons. Gene Ontology annotation, cellular component: centrosome.